This is a messenger RNA of Marmota flaviventris (yellow-bellied marmot), 3048 nucleotides long. RefSeq names its product heparan sulfate-glucosamine 3-sulfotransferase 5 (gene Hs3st5). The record is from RefSeq and is a predicted model, not a curated record. NCBI's taxonomy places the organism in Eukaryota, Metazoa, Chordata, Mammalia, Rodentia, Sciuridae. Gene Ontology annotation, molecular function: [heparan sulfate]-glucosamine 3-sulfotransferase activity.
AGAUAAUCAGUUAUCUACUGGCUUAAGCCUUGGUGGCUUCUCUUAUCUGCAUUUCUGGUGUCCACCUGAGGAGUCUCCUUGGCCAAUCUUAACACCCUUGGAAAUUGAAGAAUCCACCACAUAUAUUCUUCUUGAUUGUCUCUAUCGUAUGUUCAAAACUUUCUGGAUGAGCACAAGGAUUUGAAGGUGCUAACAGACAGGGAGCAAACUGAAAAGACAGCCAGGAAGUGAGGAGAGGCCAUGGAAUGUCCACCAACCAGAUAAUCGCUGCUGGAAUAAUGAGAAGUGUCUGAAUGUAGGCUGCAGCAGUUCUGAAGGUUGAUGGAGGGCCAUGCUAUUCAAACAGCAGGCGUGGCUGAGACAGAAGCUCCUGGUGCUGGGAAGCCUUGCUGUUGGGAGUCUCUUGUAUCUAGUUGCCAGAGUUGGGAGCUUGGAUAGGCUACAACCUCUUUGCCCCGUUGAAGGCCGAUUUGGUGGAGCCCGCAGUCAGGUUGAACUGCCACUCCGCGCCCUACAGUUUAAGCGUGGCCUGCUCCAUGAGUUCCGGAAGGGCAACACUUCCAAGGAGCAGGUUCGCCUCCAUGACCUGGUCCAGCAGCUCCCGAAGGCCAUUAUCAUUGGGGUGAGGAAAGGGGGCACAAGGGCACUGCUAGAAAUGCUGAACCUCCAUCCAGCAGUGGUCAAAGCCUCUCAAGAAAUCCACUUUUUUGACAAUGAUGAGAACUAUGCCAAGGGCAUUGAGUGGUAUAGGAAAAAGAUGCCUUUUUCCUACCCUCAGCAGAUCACAAUUGAAAAAAGCCCAGCAUAUUUUAUCACGGAGGAGGUUCCAGAAAGGAUUUACAAAAUGAACUCAUCCAUCAAAUUGUUGAUCAUUGUCAGGGAGCCAACCACAAGAGCUAUUUCUGAUUACACUCAGGUGCUAGAAGGGAAGGAGAGGAAGAACAAAACCUAUUACAAGUUUGAGAAGCUGGCCAUAGACCCUAAUACCUGUGAAGUGAACACAAAAUAUAAGGCAGUAAGAACCAGCAUCUACACCAAACAUCUAGAAAGGUGGUUGAAAUAUUUUCCAAUUGAACAAUUUCACAUUGUGGAUGGAGACCGCCUCAUCACGGAACCUCUGCCAGAACUUCAGCUCGUGGAGAAGUUCCUAAAUCUUCCUCCAAGGAUAAGCCAAUACAACUUGUAUUUCAAUGCUACCAGAGGGUUUUACUGCUUACGAUUUAACAUUAUCUUUAAUAAGUGCCUGGCGGGCAGCAAGGGGCGCAUUCAUCCAGAGGUGGACCCCUCUGUCAUUACCAAAUUGCGCAAAUUCUUUCACCCUUUUAAUCAAAAAUUUUACCAGAUCACUGGGAGGACAUUGAACUGGCCCUAAAACAAUACCCUACAACACUAUGUGUUGUGCCUGGGGACACACAAUGUCUCCUCUAGAUUAAAAUAUGCACUUUUCUUAGACACAACUAUCCAAGUCAUUUUUCCAUGUAUACUUGUACAUAAUACAGUGUGUGACCAAAUAUGAUAUCAAUUUUUUCUACUGAAAAUUUACAAAGAUAAAUAAGUAAGUUGAUGUCUGCAAAGUUGCAUCUUUUAAGCUAUUUACAAAAAAAAAGAAGAAGAGGUGGUGGUAAAGGAAAAAGUGACUUCAGCUAUUCUCAAAGAGUUAGUCUUCCUUUGAUUCAGAAUUUGUCACCUGCCAUUUUCAUAGAUUAAGCCAAAAGAUGAAUGUGUGAAAAUGUACCAAUAGCUGUGAAGCUUCAGGAAGUAGAGGAUUCAGUUAUGCAUUCUUUUUCCUAAGGGAAAGCGGCUUUAUUCAGACACUGAAUUGGUGCCAUGAAAACAAAACAAAACAAAAAUGCUAUUUUCUUAUUAUUUAAAAAAAAAAGUCUUAUCUCAUAAAAUUGACAUUGUUCCAAAGUUCUUGUGGUGAUUUUGCACUAUUGUUUUCUUGUAUGGGCCAUGGUGUCACUUGUAGCAUGUCAAUCACACAUUGGAAACUCAAGUCCUUUACUUCCAUGUUGUAUGUCAAGAAAGAGAAAUGUCAUGUAUAUAGUGUAUAAUGCUGUAAAUACCGGUUUCACACUAAGUAAUUCUAUUUUGUAAACUGAAUAUGGCUAUUUAAUUUAUUGUGAAAAUUAAAUUUAUUGUGGUAUUUAAAAAUGGAAUGGAUUAAAAUUACUCUAUGUGCACAUUUUUUAAAACUCAUUUUGUCUUAUGUGCCCCCUGCUGGCUUCCAGAAUGGAAGCUAUUUAUGUGCAUCCAGGGCACUUGGAAAGGAUGCUUCUCUAUUGGAUUCCUAUACCCUUGUGAAAAGAUAUUACCAAGUGAGGCUGAGUAUAUAUUUUUAAAAAUCUCAACAGUCUGAAAAUCAAGUAAUAAUAGCCACCUCAAAGAACCCUAAUGCUGCUAUGCUACAACUUUGUAACAGUUAAUCUACUUGCAGUUACUGCCUUGCCAGAGUGAGAUGAGGAAUAUAUUAACAGAACUGAGGCACAGAAGAAUCACAAUUUUACCUGAGACUCAAAUCAGAAUCAAAAAGGUAGAGAAAUGAAAUAAAAUAAGAUUAGAAAACUUGUGUGGCCUCUAUACUGAAAAGCUGCUGGUGCUCCAAAAUGAAUAUGAGUUCUCAGAAUUCUCUUGGAGAUGAAAAUAUAUCAAUCUGCUCAGAAAUGAUCGAAUUGCCUAAUGUCGCUAUGACUAACAUAAACAUAUGGCUCCUAUUUCCACCCAGAGAAAUUAAUGCUAAAUUAGGUGUCUCCCUAAUAUCAGGUACACUAUUAUUAUGCUUAGAUGUAAUUCAGAGAAAUGUAGAAAGAAGUGUAACAGGCACAACAAAAUGAUUGGUUUUUCACCAUCGUAUUUGCUUAUCCAGUGGAAAACAUCUGGGAGGGCUUUGUUCAAAACCAUUUAGAGAGUGCUAGAGAAAUCAGCCAAUUAUAAUGGAUCCCCCUUUGUUGUAAGAAGUGUUGAUUUUCUCUAUGAGUUGUUUCUCUUGUCCAGUGAUUUGAAGGUGGACUUUUCUAAAUAAAUAGCCCUUUCCCCUCCAGUGUCGGU